Dimorphilus gyrociliatus is the source of this 928-nucleotide messenger RNA. Lineage: Eukaryota; Metazoa; Annelida; Polychaeta; Dinophilidae. The record is from the annotation of a GenBank genome assembly.
UAUGGCAGGUACAACGGAAAGUACUCUUCUACGAACAGAAAACGAUGCAAAAAGGAAGAAUAUACAUUAUAAAAUAAAAUCAGCUGUUUGUAAAAAAGAGCUAUGGAUAGCAGUGCUGAUCGGACAAUCAUUAUCAUUUUGUAAUGGAUCCAGUGGCAUAUUUAGUGGUUUACUACAACAACAGAAUGUAAAUAUUCCAACAGCUCAGACAUUUGCAGUAUACGUUGCACUAGCUUUAAUCUAUACAACAUAUUUAUCAUUUGUAUCGGAGACUAGCAUAUUUACUAUUUUAAGAUUGAGAGGAUGGAAAUAUUUUAUUAUAGCUCUAUUGGAUGUUGAAGCUAAUUAUUUAAUGGUAAAAGCGUAUCAUUAUACCACCGUCACUAGUGUCCAGGUUCUGGACUGUUUUACUAUACCAACAGUCUUAAUAUUGACAAGAAUUAUUUUUAAAAUUCGCUAUCGUAUGUCUCAUUUUAUUGGCGUUGUAAUAUGUUUACUUGGGUUGGCAGCAUUAAUUGGAGCCGAUAUUUUGGUUUCUAGACAUUCUGCAGAAAGACGAGAAGUGUCUACCGUUGAUUUCACCAACUAUAAAGUCUAUUUGCCAUUGUGCGGAUUUAUAAUAGUUAUGGUUAUUUUAUAUUCAAUUAUGCCGAAAACUUUAAAAAAGAUUGGAGCGACUGCAGUAAACUUGAAUUUACUAUCAGCCGAUUUUUAUGCCCUUUUAGCAGGGCUAAUAAUCUUCAAAUAUAAAUUCCACUUUUUGUAUUUUAUCGCAUUUGCCGCGGUAAUAAUAGGAGUGAUUGUUUAUAGCAUCAAACCUGUGAACGAUGCUGACGAGAAUACAGAUAACUCAAAUAUUAAAAUGAAUGAAGAGUCAAAAGGACCAUUACACGCUGAAGCAGAUGAACCUUGGUCUAAUUUGGAAUAA